Olea europaea var. sylvestris is the source of this 3874-nucleotide messenger RNA. Its product is annotated as E3 SUMO-protein ligase SIZ1-like. The transcript has 20 exons. The record is from RefSeq and is a predicted model, not a curated record. Bases 16 to 3264 code for a protein of 1082 amino acids. Lineage: Eukaryota; Viridiplantae; Streptophyta; Magnoliopsida; Lamiales; Oleaceae. Gene Ontology annotation, molecular function: zinc ion binding; SUMO ligase activity. Gene Ontology annotation, biological process: protein sumoylation.
GGGAGAUUAUUAUAUAUGCCAGAUUAUGUAAUAUUAUUUGCUUUCCUGAGAUGGGUUGGUGAAUUAUUUUAUCCUCUCCUACAGGACAAAUUAGCAUAUUUUCGAAUAAAGGAGCUCAAGGAUGUCCUUACUCAGCUAGGACUUGCAAAGCAAGGAAAGAAGCAGGACCUUGUUGAUCGAAUAUUAGCUAUUCUCUCUGAUGAUCGUGUUUCUGGAAUGUGGGCCAAGAAAAAUGCCGUUGGGAAAGAGGAAGUUGCAAAGUUGGUAGAUGACACUUACAGAAAAAUGCAGAUAUCUGGUGCAACUGAUUUAGCAUCUAAAUCUGAUAGCAGUAAUGUAAAACUGAAAGAGGAACCUGAAGAACCUUAUAAAAUGGAUAAAAUUCGCUGCCUUUGUGGAAGCACACUACCAACUGAUUCAAUGAUUAAGUGUGAAGAUCCAAGGUGCAAUGUGUGGCAGCAUAUAGCAUGUGUGGUGAUCUCUGAGAAACCUGUGGAGGGUGUCCUACCAAAUACCCCUGAGAUUUUUUAUUGUGAAAUUUGUAGACUUCGUCGGGCAGAUCCCUUCUGGGUUACGGUGGCUCAUCCUUCAUAUCCUGUGAAGUUGACUAUUGCCAAUGUUCCUUCAGAUGGGUUGUAUAUACUACCACUGUUGAUCAUACACCUGCUGGCUAUGAGUUAUUUUUUGGGGGUUUUCUGCGAACUGUAUCCACAACAUCAACGAAUACAACUUUACGGGAGCUCAUUGGUCAAGACUUGGGUUUGCUCUCCAAUGGUCAUCAAUUCUGGUCUUCUCAGGGCCACUGAGUUUGCCUUUUGCAUUACUGCUCUUUCAUAUUACCUUUCUACCCGUUUUACCCAAGUAUCCUUAAUUUUAAAGUGGGAGGCAAAUUCUAGAGUUAAGGUAUUGGUGAUUCAGUUAAGGGAGAUACUCCAGGAAGAGAUGCAAGGUUUUCUUGGGGACAUCUCUUUCUUCCCGACUUUCUGCCCUUUCUUCCCUUGUUUAGGCUCCCGUGUAUAUUGUUUGUUGGGUGAUGACCGGUAUGAGACUGCAAGGAAUUGUUAUGGUAGUGCCUCAAGUCUUAAAAAUCUUUGUGGUGUGUUCAGACGAGACCUGAUGGAAGAUUUUGGAUUUUUGCAAAGGGUCAUCGGAAGUAUCUUCUUGAACUGCAUGAAACUGUUAAUGAAGGGCUGGAAUAAUAAUCAUGAUUCUGGUUGGAAGGAAAUCAAGAUAUUGAGCCUGUUUGCAGGAAAAAGAGAACAGUUUCUCUUUGAUGACUAUAUCCGUGGCAGGGAUAAUAACUACGUAACUUCGAAAAAUGCAAACAUUGACCUUUCCAGUAUCGCUAGAAAUAAGGGUGCUGAAGGGAAAGUGCAGAGGGACUAUGCUUCGGACGAGGCAUUGUCAGCGUCAGAUGUUAAGUGGGGAGCUGAAAGAGAUGCAUUUGUCAUCUACACGAAUAUAGAAGAUAGGGAGUGGACUUGUGAGGGUUACGAGCAGAGGAAACUUGGAAGCAAUUGGGAGAAUUUUAUGAAAUCUUGUUUUUAUUUUGUACUUCUCAAGGUUCUCAACAUGAUUCCCAAAGAGUCUGAAGGUGAGCGUUUUGAGGAUGCACUUGCUCGCGUUCGUCGUUGUGUUGGUGGUGGGGCUGCCACUGAAAAUGCUGAAAAUGCUGACAGUGACAGUGAUAUUGAAGUUGUUGCAGAUUUCAUUCCUGUCAAUCUUCGUUGUCCUAUGAGUGGAUUAAGAAUGAAGGUUGCUGGAAGAUUUGAGCCCUGUGUACAUAUGGGCUGUUUUGAUCUUGAAGUUUUUGUGGAAAUGAAUCAAAGGUCUAGGAAGUGGCAAUGCCCUAUUUGUCUCAAGAAUUAUUCUCUGGAGAAAAUCAUUAUAGAUCCUUAUUUCAAUCGAAUUAUAUCCAAGAUAAAAAAUUGUGGAGAAGAUGUGAAUGAGAUUGAGGUUAAGCCCGACGGUUCCUGGCGUGCGAAGACGGAAGGUGACCGUAGGGUUCUUGGGGAACUUGGGCUGUGGCACUUGCCUGAUGGUAGUCUCUGUCCCCCCAUGGAGGGAGAAUCUAAACCCAAACCAGAAUUUCCUGAAAAGAUUAAGAAGGAAGGUGGUUCUGAUAGCCAUGCUGGUUUAAAACUAGAAAUGAAGAAAAACCGAAACGGUUGCUGGGAAUUAAAUAAAUCUGAUGAUAUGCUGAAACUAUCGUCCGCCAAUAGAUUACCGGAACAUUUUGAAAACAACGUCCAUAAUAUAAUUCCUAUGAGCAGCAGUGCUACUGGCAGUGGUAGAGAUGGUGAAGAUGCUAGUGUCAAUCAGGAUGGAGUAGAAAACAUUGAUUUUGUCACAAGCCACGGCAUUGAACUGGAGUCAAUUUCCCUUUCUAUUGACCCAAGCUAUGAAUUUAAUGAGCAAAAUCCACCUGCACCUCUUGGGGAAGUAAUUAUCCUCAGCGAUUCAGAAGAAGAAAAUGAGCCACUAAUUUCUUCUGGAGCAAUCUACAAGGACCACCUCAUGGACAAUGGUGGAACCACUUUUUCUGUUUCCCAGCAAGGAAUUCCUGGUUCUUAUCCGGAAAAUCCUGCUGCCUUUGGUAAUGGUAUUGGUCUUUUCAAUGCUCACGAUGAUGAUUUUGGGAUGCAUAUGUGGCCUUUGCCUUCUUGUAGUCAAGAAGCCCCAGGUUUUCAGUUGUUUGGUUCAGAUGCAGAUGUAACAGAUGCCUUGGUUGAUGUGCAGCAUGGUUCUAUCAAUUGUCCGACUUCGGUUAGUGGGUACACAUUGACUGCAGAGACUGCCAUGGGAUCCGCUGCCCUUGUUCCCGAGUCAUCUGUUAAACAUACUAAUGUAAAUGAUGGCUUAGUUGAUAACCCUUUGCCAUUUAGUGGUAAUGAUCCUUCGCUUCAAAUAUUUCUUCCCACAAGGCCGUCUGAUGCAUCAACACAGGUUGAUAUGAGAGAUCUUCCAGAUGUUUCAAAUGGUAUUCGUAGUGAGGAUUGGAUUUCUCUCAGGCUUGGCGGUGGCAGUGGAGGGGGUCAUAGUGAGUCUGUAGCUUCAAAUGUUUUAAGCUCCAGGAAUCAAUUACAAUCCAAUAAUGGUGCCUUGGAUUCAUUGGCAGACACAGCUUCUUUACUUCUUGGUAUGAAUGAUAACAAGUCUGUUAAGACGAGUAGGGAAAUAUCUGAUAGUCCUUUUUCGUUUCCUCGACAAAGGCGUUCUGUAAGACCAAGAUUAUACCUUUCUAUUGACUCGGACUCUGAGUGAAGCUGUUCGCAACCAUAUUUGGAGGACAUCACUCAGUAAUAAAAUGUUACAAUACCAGAUGCAUCUCGUUUGAAGAAGUCUCCCAGAAGGUUUUGGGGAUUUGUUAUUGCUACCUAGUUGAUCUGUUUUUGGCAAAAAGGUAAUUUUCAGAUACCGAUAGGGACUCCGUGUGCUGCCACCUGGAGCAUUACUUUUGAUUGAUGAGCAGUUUUUAACUCUGUUCAAUUUAUCGGAGUUAGUUCCCCGCAAUUUCUAGUAUCUUUUGACUUCAUUAUCAUGGAUCUGCCCUUCUAGUAGGUCAGAGGCAAAAUCUUUUUCUUCUCUUUUCUUGAAUGACCUGCAGGUGUCUUUCUGGUUGAUUGUACAUUUGGAAGUCGUUUUAUUUGAAAAAUGUCAAAAAAAGUUAAAAAAUUUAAAAUUUUAUUGGUAUUAUUUUCUAGGUGUAGUUAGCAGGCUUUUGAAGAGGAGAAACGUUUCGGUUUUGCUCAAUGGCCUGUAAAUGCCUCACCUUCAGUUUCAGCGACUUGUAUACCAACUUAAAUUAUGUAUAUACAUAUUUUGGAGUUUGAUUAUUUCACAAUAUUUAUAUUGAUGAUCCUAUUAUAAUUCA